UCGAGGGCGGCCAGCGGGGAUUCCUCGUCGUCCUCCUCCUCCUCCGCCUCCUCUUCCUCCUCCGGGAUUUGCACGGAGUUUGCAGCAACUCCCCUUUGUCCUCCUCCUCCUCCUCCUCGGCUCUCUCUGCCCCCCUCGCCGCGUCGAUCCCUCCCUGCUUUCCUCCUUUUGCAGAAAGAAAACUCCGGCGGCUGCAAAGAGCGAGCCGGAGAGGAGAGGAGAGGAGGAAUGGGGGGCCAAAGGCUACGCGAGGCCCCAGUGCGGACGGCGCCGGGCAGCCGCCGAGGCCGGGACUUGGACCCGCUGGGCCAGGCGGCGCCGUGUUGGCUUGUUGUGCUGGUGCCGUUGCUGCUGCUGCUGCCGCCCGUGGCUCACACCCAAGAAGAGCCGAACUGCCGCGGAGCUUACGACUUGUACUUUGUCCUCGAUAAAUCAGGGAGCGUCACAGCAAAUUGGUUUGAAAUCGUUGACUUCGUGAAGCAGCUGACAGACAGAUUUGUGAGCCCCCGGACGAGAUUAUCCUUCAUCGUGUUUUCCAUGCAAGCGAAGGUCAUUCUGCCUUUAACACAAAACCAUCAAGACAUUAAGAGAGGCCUUGAAGAGUUACGUAAUGUUAAGCCAGGAGGUGAAACAUACAUGCAUGAAGGAUUAAAAGAAGCGAAUAACCAAAUCCAGAAUGCAGGAGGCUCGAAGUCAAAUAGCAUCAUCAUCGCUCUGACAGAUGGAAAGUUGGAAGGCCUCAUACCCCAAUAUUCAAAAAAAGAGGCAGAUCUGGCCAGGGAACUGGGAGCGAGGGUUUACUGCGUUGGAGUUCUCAAUUUUAACCAAGAACAGCUUGAAAGUAUAGCUGAUUCGAAAGAGCAAGUCUUCCCAGUCAAGGAAGGAUUCCAAGCCCUCCGAGGGAUAAUUAAUUCCAUUCUGAAGCAGUCAUGCACAGAGAUUUUAUCUCUGGAGCCCUCGAGCGUCUGUGUAGGAGAGGAGUUUCAAGUUGUUCUGACAGGAAGUGGAUUCAAGUUGGGAAGGACGCAGGACAGCGUCGUCUGCACCUUUGAAAUGAAUGGAACCAAAAUUCAUGAGAAGCCCAGGGAGGUGGAAUCUGAGUAUAUGCUCUGCCCAGCACCCAUUCUCCAUGAAGUUGGCCAAACAAUGGAUGUUUUUGUCAGUUUGAACCGAGGGCAGGCACUCAUCUCCAGCUCUUUAACCAUUACUGCAACAGAAUGUGCAAGUGGCAUCGGUGCACUUAUAGCUAUUCUCGUAUUGUUACUAUUGCUUGGUCUUGCUCUCCUCUGGUGGUUCUGGCCUUUGUGUUGCAAACUGGUCAUUAAGGAUCCUCCUCCAGUUAUACCACCAGCUCCACCAGAGGAAGACGAUGAUGAUCCUUUCCCUUCAAAGAAAUGGCCAACGGUGGAUGCUUCCUAUUACGGUGGACGAGGAGUUGGAGGAAUUAAAAGAAUGGAGGUCCGUUGGGGUGAUAAAGGAUCGACUGAAGAAGGUGCCCGGCUAGAGAAAGCCAAAAAUGCGGUGGUAAAACUCCCUGAUGAGCCUGAAGAGCCAUUUCAACCUAGAACGCCAAAGCCCAGGCCUACCUCAGUGCCCACUCAGGAAAAGUGGUACACGCCUAUUAAGGGUCGACUGGAUGCUUUGUGGGCUUUGCUGAGGCGGCAGUAUGACAGAGUGUCUUUGAUGCGACCGCAGCAAGGAGAUGAGGGUCGGUGCAUGAACUUCACCCGCGUUCAGUCGCAGUGAGGGAGAGCGAAAGGAUGAACAGCCAUCACUUCCAUAUUGUAACCAAAGAAAGACAAUGAAGCACUUAUGGAAAUCCUUAGAACAACUUCAGCCUCACAGCUGGAUGUUUGCUCCAUUUGGUUCCACCACAAGCCACCUACUGCUGCACUAGGCUCCUAUGUCCGCCAUUUUCUUUUUCGCUUGUUACCUCAUAUAGUAUUCAACACAGUAUUAUAUGACUUGCGAUGGUGACGUGAAGAACUUUGGCUUUGCAUGCCCAGGCUUCCUCUGAAAAUGCAGUACAGGAAUUGCAAGCGAAACGCCAACUGCGUUGGUGUUUGGUGCUGUUAUUGCUGUUGAACUAUACAUACUCAAGCCUUUAUGUGCCUCUGCCAGAAGCUGCAUUGUUUCUUGGAUGUGAAGACGGCACUUGUUAUUUAAAUAGGAAACUAUUCGCCACAGGCAGAAGAGUGAAAUUCCCACCAGGCUUGGAAAAAUGUAAGAGUUUAUUGCCUUACAGCGAUGUCAUAUCACUAAACCCUUCUGAGGCCCAUGCGCUCCUCCCCCACAUCGGAAUGUGCCUUACGGGAACCUUCUGACUGAAGUUCUUGUCACUUUAACACUGAGUAGUGCACAUGCAUGACAAAAUGUAGACAUGGCGCCUCAAGGUAUGGGUGACAAGCAAGACUUUGCCCUUUAGUUUCUGAAGACACCUUUCUUUCAUUAUGCACCCAGGACAGGAAGGAAAAAUUAAUAGAGCGUUAUUCUACAAGAAGAAAGCCUGUAACCAAAGAUCUUGUGUCGAGAUUGAGGGAGUGAAGCUUCAAGGCCUUGGCACCGUGGAUGAUAUUUUUUUCUCUCCCCCUUUUCUGCACUUGGCGCUCAGUAGUGCAUAAAAACAUUACCCUCUGUAAACAUACCUAGUAAUUCUAGGCUUACGUAUUAUUAUGAUGAUAAGAUUGAAAAAAAAAGCAGUUGCCACAAAGCUGGUAUCUCAGGGUCCGUCUCUCUCUCUCCCCCCCCCCCAAAUCUCCAAGGGCUCUUCAGCGUCACAAGCCAGCAACUCUCUUUGCAUGAGAAUUUCAAAGUUUAAUUAAUAUAAUUAAAGGCAACAGCAAGCAGCAGCCUGUGAAGGUUUUGCUCAUCUUUUUUAUGCCUUUUGACAUUGAAUGACCUAUUACUGUAUGCGCAUUACUCAGUUUUUGAGGGGGGUCCCAUGCCUUGGUGGAGAUUCAACAUUGGGGCCAAAGAGAGAGAGAGAGGGAGAGAAGGCGAGAAACCUCCUUUCCACUAUUUAUAAAUUAAAUGUACAGGAGUGCCGGCCAUCAGAAAACAUUGACGAAGUAUGUAUUAUAAUUUUUUUUUAGAAAAACCAGCGUUGUGUCACGUCGGCGAUGCCAAAUUAUGUUAGCGUGAGUGGAAACACUGUGGGGGAGGAAGGAGGCAGCAGCUGAAGAAAAAGGCUCAAAUGAUCCAGUCACUUUCGAUACUGUACUUCAGAUGCAAAAUGGAUAUUCGAGUCGAAACCUGACAAAGUGCGCCUACUUUGAUGGGAACCGGUAUAGACAAUGACCAGUGGCUGGGUCAGUGGGAUGUCUCUCUGCGAGAAGGGAGGCUUAUCAAAUGACACUAAAAAUAAGUUCAACAACCAUCACGUUUGAGGGGAAAAGGCGAACAUUUCAUGUUUGGUGGGCAUGCAUGUGCGCAAGGCGGGAAAGAGCGAAGGGAUGCGAGCUGGUCUAAUUAUCCCCUUUGUUGCUUCUCAUUGAAAUCUCAAGGGAUGUAAAAUCAUUCCCUUGGUCGAUGGCCAAAUUUGCAGAUCUUCCCGAACAAGCCUUCCACCACGACGUCGUCUCUUGCUCACAUCUAUUAUUGGCUUGAGAUUAUUUACAUCACGGGUAGCAUUGCCAACACCCCACGUGAGCUCAAAUGAAUAAAAUCCUUUUCCUAAGGUUCUACUACAAGUCAUUUCUCUUGUAUUUAAGCCCUUCUUUCCAGAACUGAUGCAUCCUUUCACUGGGGUUGCACUCGUCUCCCGCUACUGGCUUCCACUCAUAGACCCACCUUCUCAUGUCAUCACAUGAGUUCCAGGAAGGCAUGUCACAGGAUAACUCAGGGGACUAACGCUUGUAGUAUUAUUUAAAUUUGUCAGAUGCUACAGCAUGUGUAAUAUAUGGUGUUAGCAAUAUAAAUAAAACGAACUGCCACCACAACCACUUUUCUGCAAACUCUAGGGGAUUACAGAAUUCUAGCUUUAAGACCAGAUCUGCAGACCUUUUAGACAGGGUUAGCAAUGUGAUAACGUAGUCGAUUUUAUGUACAAAACACAUAAUACAUGCAGUUUCUUCACAAACAAAUAUUUAGUUUACUGCAAACAUCGGUUAAGUGUCUGUAAAUUCUUAUUUUCUGUGCUCAUGGUGAAAACCAAAUCAUGUACAUUUUCUAAUUUGCUACUCUGAAUUUGCCUAGACAAAUGGUACUACAGACUUGGGUCAAGAUAUUGAAUCAUCCAGUAUGGAAUUUGAAAUAAAUUCACAUUCCAUGUGUAA
Elgaria multicarinata webbii is the source of this 4274-nucleotide messenger RNA. RefSeq names its product ANTXR cell adhesion molecule 2 (gene ANTXR2). Gene Ontology annotation, cellular component: plasma membrane; cell surface. The transcript has 17 exons. Gene Ontology annotation, molecular function: transmembrane signaling receptor activity. NCBI's taxonomy places the organism in Eukaryota, Metazoa, Chordata, Lepidosauria, Squamata, Anguidae. Bases 229 to 1746 code for a protein of 505 amino acids. The record is from RefSeq and is a predicted model, not a curated record.